AUUUGCAGACGACAGGCAUUCUGACAGCAAAUCAAUUUUACUAAACAGCUGGAUCGCUAUUGAAUAUAAGUAAAGGACCCAGUUGGGAACUGAUCCACCCAAUUGUAUUAAUAAUGUUGAAGAAUUAGUUGCCACUUGUUAAUUGAAAACUAGAAAAAAAAAGAUGGAUGGAGAUAAGAUUACUUCAAACUUCCUGCGUACGGCCCUGGAAACUUCCUCGGAGAACAGACUAAUGAGAGAUCAAUCCAACAAAGAAGCAGUUCACACUACUCGUAAGCCAACAGAAGAAGGAUGUUCAUUUGGUGUAAUUCGUCAACAAAUGUCACAUCAGAAUUAUCUUACAAAUUCUGACAGCCAUGGCCAUGAAGAUUCUGACGCUAACCCUGUUAAACCCCACCUCUCUUCAUCAUUAUUGUUGCAGCAGCAAACAUAUCUGUCACACAUGGGGCAACAAUCUAUGGUUAACAUUACUGGUGGAAUGAUUUCCACAAACUCAACAAAUACAGUAAUAACAUCCAUUCAUCAAUAUCCGUACGACUAUAACUCAUCGAAUUCAAACGUUGAUGGAAGUGGAGGUUAUCAACAUGGGACAACAGGAACCAAUAAUUCAGCUCUCUCUCAGUCAGCCGGACAUCAAGGUCUAGGAUUAACAGCCGCUUCGUCAUCCGGAAUCGGACAGUACCAGCAUUAUCCGUACCAUUCCAAAUCAACUGAUUUAGCCAUGGCCAAGAGCUCCGUAAAUGUAAUAGAUCAACAGCAUCCAACUUCUGUUGCAUCUUCAGCAAUGAGUACUUCUACUCCGACGAACGGUAAUGCGGUAUCCCAACAGGCGACCAACGGGGUGAAGAAAGAUUUGAAUUCUGAAGUUGGUAGAAAUGACCUCCCAUCAUCUUCUGUUUCUCAUCCACCCACCACUGUGGCAGCUCCAGUACAACAACAACAAGAAAAUCUUCCCUAUUAUUCAGAAGCACAGUACGGCUACAAUUCGUCUAAUUCAAACAUGGAUGGAAGCGGUGGUUAUCAACAUGGAACAACAUGUACUAACAAUUCUGCCCUUUCACAGUCGGCAGGGCACCAGCAAGAUCAGGGACUAACCGCAGCAUCCUCUGGAAUGGGACAAUACCAGCAAUAUCCCUACAAUCCAGUUAACUCUAUCUCUCCUUCCGACAAAAUACUCCAGUCAGUUCUUACUCGCGAUCCCACCAUUGCCCACUUACCGGUUGACGUUGUCCCAACAAAUACGGUCGCUGGGAACACUACCAUAACAACAAGUUACAGCAACCUGGAGGUUUUAACGAUUUUGGACACAUCGGGUCCUGCUCCUACUACAAGCGAUCUUCCCGAAGCACAACUAAGCGAAGCUUUACUUCUCAGCGUCAAUAAAAGAGAGACAACGACCCUGACCAAGUCGACUACCAAGGUGAUUGCCAAUACUUCUGAUAUAAUCAAGUCAGAUACGAAUGCGUCUUCCGAAGCUUAUGUAAUGCCCUCGAACGAUCUGUUUCCUGGUGAAGUUGUGUCAUUGGAGGAAUCGCCUAUGAAGAAAGCAAAGCUAGGCUAGGCUUAUGGAUCUAAGAACACUGAUUACCACCUUCAAUUUGUUUCUAAUUUGCAAGCUAAUUUUACAUCAGAAAAAAAAAACAUUCGAAAAUAAAUAAAAUUUAUGAUAAA
Daphnia pulicaria is the source of this 1671-nucleotide messenger RNA. RefSeq lists its product as uncharacterized. The coding region runs from base 164 to 1561 and encodes 465 amino acids. The transcript is spliced from 2 exons. Lineage: Eukaryota; Metazoa; Arthropoda; Branchiopoda; Diplostraca; Daphniidae. The record is from RefSeq and is a predicted model, not a curated record.